CCUGUCACCCAGGGGGCCCGUGUCAACAGCAGAGGGAAGAAGAAGACAGAAGAGGAGGAAAUCAGAAAAUAACGUUGCUGCAGACAUGGACCUACGGUCUGAGUUGCUCAAGUCGAUCUGGUACGGAUUCACAGCCCUGGAUCUGGAGAAAAGUGGGAAAGUUUCCAAGUCUCAGUUGAAGGUUUUGUCCCACAACCUUUGUACCGUCCUGAGUAUCCCACAUGACCCAGUGGCUUUAGAGGAGCAUUUCAGAGAUGACGAUGAUGGCCCAGUUUCAAGUCAGGGUUACAUGCCUUACCUCAACAAAUACAUCCUGGAUAAGGUUGUGGAGGGGUCUUUCAUUAAGGAAAACGUGGAUGAGCUCUGCUGGACUCUUACGGCAAAGAAAAACUACCAGCCAGACAGAAGCAGCAGCUCUGUUCUGCCAGACAAGGAUUCUUUUCGACUGUGGUGCCUUUUUAAUUUUCUCUCUGAGGACAAGUACCCUUUGGUCAUGGUUCCUGAUGAGGUGGAAUACCUCCUCAAGAAGAUAUGCAUGGGCAUGAGCAUAGAGUUCAACUGUGUUGAAUUAGAGGACUUCUUCUCCCAGGACUCAGUCCAGCAGACCGGCAUCACUGUCUGGGUUUUUCUAGGGAUGAUGAACUCUGGAAAGAUGACCCGAGGAAUGGAUAAGAGCAUUAUAAGCAUGGCCAUAGAGGAAGUAUACAGGGAGAUAGUUGGUGAUGUUCUCAAAGAGGGUUAUCUGUGGAAAAAAGGCCAGCUGAGGAGAAACUGGAAAGAACGCUGGUUCACCUUGAGGCCCAGCAACUUGUCCUACUACACAGGAGAGGACCGCAAGGAUUGCCAAGGCAACAUAGUCCUUGAUGGGAACUGCUGCGUGGAGGUGCUGCCAGAUCGAGAUGGGAAGAGGUGUAUGUUUUGUCUGAAAACCCUCUCCAAGACUUAUGAGAUGAGCGCCUCAGACACCAAACAGAGACAGGAGUGGACCGCAGCCAUUCAAACUGCCAUCAGGCUGCAUGUGGAAGGGAAAACAUCUCUGCACAAAGAUCUCAAGUAUAAACGACGGGAACAGCGUGAGCAGCGGGAAAAAAGGCAACAGGCCAAAGAGGAGGAGCUGCAGAGGCUUCGAGCCUUGCAGGAAGAGCGGGAGCGCAAGUUAGCGGAGCUGGAGCUUCUGAAGGAGGCACAGAAACAGGCUCAGGUGCUCCUGGAACAGGACGAGCAGCGGAGGCGCCAGCAGCACGAACAGCUUCAGCGCGCCCUUGAAGUUCAGCUUCGUGAGGCUGAGGAAGCCCGGGUCAGCAUGCAGGCUGAGAUGGCUCUCAAGGAGGAAGAAGCAGAGAAGCAGAGGAAGAGGAUCCAAGAGUUGGAGGAGAUGCAGAAGCGUUUGGAGGAGGCGCUGCAGCAAGAGAUUAAAGCCAGAUUGGAUGAGGAAGCGUUCCGCUACGCUCAAGCAGGGUUACUGGCCGAGGAGGAGGAGAAAAUGAAGGCCCUGAUGAGCCUGCAAGAGGAGCAAGAGGAGUAUAUCUUGAAAACGCAAAGGGAGAAGCAGGAGCUGAAGCAAGAAAUGGAGCUCAAGUCUCGGUCUCUGGAUGAGGCACAGAGGCAAUUGGAGGAGGUCCGGGCCAACCGGCACAGGGUCGACCAGGAUGUGGUGGCUGCUCAAAGGAAGCUUCGCCAGGCGAGUACCAACGUCAAACACUGGAACGUCCAGAUGAACAGACUGAUGCGACCAAUCGGACCGGGCGAGAAAAGACCUUCUCUGGGAAGCUCUUUCGGAAGUUUCCAGAUCCCGACACAGAGAGACCCGGGGCUCCGUCUCAGAAGGAGAUCGGGAUCCGAAAAUCAGGAUGAGGAGAGCAAAGAAAAUGUGGACAACAGAGCUGGGGGCGACAUGGAGAAACGGCACUCAAAUGCCACUAACGGAGACAUGGACAUCCCUUAAAAGAUUGAUUUUCCCCCUGGUGAAGGUUUCUGGCAGGAAAGCCAAGAGACAGUUGUCUAAUAUGGGAACAUUAUUAAAGCAGUGGUGUGUCUGCCCUUUUAACUGAAUUUACAGAACUACAGUUUCUAUUAAAUAUUGAAUUUACUGACUUUAUAUCGACAACGAAGACGGUUUGACAUUUUAUUGAACCCUUGCAGUUUUCGCUGCUCAACUAAUGCUUUGACUGCAUCCUUUGUGAGCCCUUUUGCUAACAGAAACGAUACCUCAGUGCAACGAGAAGAACAAGAAAGUGCCAUGAAUACAAGGAUAGCCGUGACGUUGAAAAUGUAAUAUAUAGAAUCCAUAAAGGAAGCUCAUUGAUUAGCUGUGUAAUAUUGAAAGAUACUCAUAUUUUUAUGCACGCUGUUUCUGGAUUUGUUGCAGGUGACUUUUUGAUUCAGAGAGUUUAUGCAGUAUUAGUUAUUAGCACCAACGUCUUUUCAUGUCUUUGAUCAACAGGAAAGAGUGAGAGAGAGAGUGGGGAGGGGAGAGAACUUCCUGUUCCUGAUGUCAUAUAACAUGAUUGUAAAUAAAAAGUGAAUAUAUGCUUUAA
This is a messenger RNA of Cololabis saira (Pacific saury), 2537 nucleotides long. RefSeq names its product differentially expressed in FDCP 6 homolog. Gene Ontology annotation, cellular component: cytoplasm; nucleus. NCBI's taxonomy places the organism in Eukaryota, Metazoa, Chordata, Actinopteri, Beloniformes, Belonidae. The coding region runs from base 86 to 1945 and encodes 619 amino acids. The record is from RefSeq and is a predicted model, not a curated record. The transcript has 11 exons.